This is a messenger RNA of Cucurbita moschata (crookneck pumpkin), 1623 nucleotides long. RefSeq names its product probable serine incorporator. The transcript has 7 exons. The record is from RefSeq and is a predicted model, not a curated record. Bases 169 to 1404 code for a protein of 411 amino acids. Gene Ontology annotation, cellular component: membrane. NCBI's taxonomy places the organism in Eukaryota, Viridiplantae, Streptophyta, Magnoliopsida, Cucurbitales, Cucurbitaceae.
AAGGGGUCAAAUUGGAACGAGAGCUGUAAAGGAGACCGACGACAAAAUACAAACCGAAGUGGGUUUCGAAUCUUCAUCUCCAGACGAUCGUUCGAGUUGCUGGGAAUUUUGUCCUCAAAAUAUCUUCCGAGAUAAGCUUAUAAACUGGUGCCAGUUUGAGGAAAAAAGAUGUGGGCAGCAUCUUGCCUUGCGUCGUGCUGUGCAGCUUGCGCAUGUGAUGCAUGCCGUACGGUUGUUUCGAGUAUUAGCCGUAGGUCUGCAAGGAUUGCAUACUGUGGCCUCUUCGCACUCUCUCUGAUUGUUUCUUGGAUUCUCAGAGAGGUCGCUGCUCCCCUUCUGGAGAAGAUCCCUUGGAUUAAUACUUUCCAUGAAACACCUAGCAGGGAUUGGUUUCAAACUGAUGCAGUCUUGCGGGUUAGCUUGGGAAAUUUUCUCUUCUUCACCAUUCUAUCUGUAAUGAUGGUUGGUGUAAAAAGUCAAAGGGAUCCCCGUGAUGGUAUUCACCACGGUGGAUGGAUGGUGAAAGUUAUUUGUUGGUUCCUUCUGGUGGUACUAAUGUUUUUCAUUCCAAAUGAGAUUAUUACCUUUUAUGAGUCUAUAUCAAAAUUUGGCUCAGGACUGUUUCUUCUCGUCCAAGUUGUUCUUUUGCUGGAUUUUGUUCACAGAUGGAAUGACACCUGGGUUGGAUAUGAUGAGCAAUUUUGGUACAUCGCCUUAUUUGUUGUUUCACUUUUCUGUUAUCUUGCAACAUUUGUCUCGUCUGGAUUUCUCUUUCACUGGUUCACACCAUCAGGACAUGACUGUGGGCUCAACACCUUCUUUAUAGUCAUGGCCCUAAUUUUUGCGUUUGUUUUCACAGUUGUUGCACUACACCCUUCAGUUGGUGGCAGUGUUUUACCUGCAUCAGUCAUCUCGUUGUACUGCAUGUAUCUCUGUUACAGUGGGCUUGCUAGUGAACCAAGAGACUAUGAAUGUAAUGGUCUCCACAAGCAUUCCAAGGCUGUUUCUACUGGCACGCUUGCCUUGGGUCUUCUCACCACUGUUCUAUCAGUAGUCUAUUCUGCUGUUCGUGCUGGUUCUUCUACAACCUUGCUUUCUCCUCCAAGUUCACCCCGUGCAGGAAAGCCAUUGCUUCCAUUGGAGAAGUCAGAUGAGCACGAGGAAAAAGAGAAGGCAAAGCCAGUCACAUAUUCAUAUUCAUUUUUCCACAUCAUCUUCUCUCUUGCUAGUAUGUACUCAGCAAUGCUCCUGACUGGAUGGACCAGCUCUGUUGGCGGGAGUGGCAGGUUGGUUGAUGUCGGGUGGUCAUCCGUGUGGGUUCGGGUUGUGACUAGUUGGGCUACUGCAGCAUUGUUCAUCUGGUCUUUGAUUGCCCCCAUCCUGUUUCCAGACCGGGACUUCUGAGUGGCUUACUCGUCGAACUGGUGAUGUCGAUGUGUCUAAGUAAGUUCUUUUGUGUGCACGUAUGAUGUACAUGAAAAUUUCCAGUGUGUAUAUGGUAAGCCUGGAGGAUGGCUUUAAAACUGGACCUUGAACUUGUUUGGAAGACGUUAUUUCACUUGCAUAUGGUGACUUAAGAAAGAAAGUUAUAAUAUAGACUCCAAAACAGUGCCUUGAGUGAUU